Tinamus guttatus (white-throated tinamou) is the source of this 747-nucleotide messenger RNA. The record is from RefSeq and is a predicted model, not a curated record. NCBI's taxonomy places the organism in Eukaryota, Metazoa, Chordata, Aves, Tinamiformes, Tinamidae.
AUGGGUCAGGGUGAGCAGGCAAACCAUGAUGGGUGCUGUUCUGAUGGAUCUGAUACAGACGGCCUGAUCAGGAAGAGGAUUGUCUGUCUCAUCAGACAACAAGAAGUCGUCUCCGGGGCCCUGGUCCUCCUGGAGGACACUAAUUGCUCUGGUGUCUGGUGGAAGGGCAAGACAACAGGGCACAGGCAAUCCAGGAAGGUUCAGGGGUGCAUUGAUGACAACUUUGUAACUCACAUGAUUGAGGAAUUGAUGAGAGGAGAUACUCUGCUGGACCUUUUACUUAUACACAAGGAAGGACUGGUCAGAGGUCUGAAGGAAGUCAAACAAAAGUGGCAGGAAGCCUUCAUGGAUGAACAAGAGAGUCCCGGCAAAACUCGAACACAGAAAGGAGUCCUACCACAGGUGGAAGUAGUGUCAGGCGUGGAGUGGGGGCUCAUCUUCCCGGAGGCCAACGGCGACUACCAGUCGCCCAUCAACCUGAACUCGCGGGAGGCGAGGUACGACCCGGCGCUGCUGGAGGUGCGCCUGGCGCCCAACUACGUGGUGUGUCGCGACUGCGAGGUGAUCAACGACGGGCACGCCAUCCAGAUCCUCCUCAAGUCCAAGUCAGUGUUAAUAGGUGGACCAUUACCUCGAGGACAUGAAUUUGAACUACAUGAUGUUCGAUUUCACUGGGGGAGAGAAAACCAGCGUGGUUCUGAGCACACAGUUAAUUUUAAAGCCUUUCCCAUGGAGUCUUAUUCAUGA